AUGUAUAUUUAUAUUGCCUCUCAUAUGUACAGGAGUUCGGGCCUCAAGGCAUCUCUUUUAAGGCAUCUCUUUCAAGAGACAUUCGGCCAGCUCGUGUGGAUACAACGAGAAACUGAGAACUUUAAAGAACGUGAAAGAUUAAUCACGGCUCAGGACUCUUUGUCUCAGUAUCCAAGAGAUGGAAAAGUUGUAUUCAGUAGUGAUACGACUCAGUGUCAUGACGAUGAUUAUAACACCUGCCUGCGAACCGAGACAGAUGUGUCUGUCAAUCAGAUUAGCAAUCAAGAGCCGAACAACGAGUUGAACGAGAUUAAAGGAGAUUCUGAUGGGAACGCAGAGGAAGGACCAGAACGAUGGAUAAUAGGUAUGAUGAAUGUAACGUCGAAAUAUCAGUUGGACCUUGCAUAUGAAUUAAGGAAACAGCUUAGGAAGCUCACAUGGAAUAAUGCAACUGAGAUCUUAGAGCUCUAG
Paraglomus brasilianum is the source of this 471-nucleotide messenger RNA. NCBI's taxonomy places the organism in Eukaryota, Fungi, Glomeromycota, Glomeromycetes, Paraglomerales, Paraglomeraceae. The record is from the annotation of a GenBank genome assembly.